Messenger RNA from Leptinotarsa decemlineata (Colorado potato beetle), 1670 nucleotides. It is a transcript of the gene Pgd, whose product is annotated as Phosphogluconate dehydrogenase. The record is from RefSeq and is a predicted model, not a curated record. Gene Ontology annotation, biological process: pentose-phosphate shunt. Lineage: Eukaryota; Metazoa; Arthropoda; Insecta; Coleoptera; Chrysomelidae. Gene Ontology annotation, molecular function: NADP binding; phosphogluconate dehydrogenase (decarboxylating) activity.
CAUGAUUUCCACUUUCGCUAUUCUUAUCAGUCAUAUUACAGUUUAGCAUAUCACCUUCAGUGAUUACAAUUAGGCAAUAAUAUUCAUUCCAUUUAAUCAUCAUUCCUUAUCGAUACUAGAACUUAGUUAUAGCUGAAACAUAACCUAUAAUUCAACAGGUUGCGAUGUCUGAAAACGGAGAUAUUGGCCUUAUUGGUUUGGCUGUAAUGGGCCAGAACCUCAUCCUUAACAUGGCUGAUCAUGGGUUCACUGUAGUAGCUUUCAAUAGAUCAGUGGAAAAAGUUCACAACUUUCUCGCAAAUGAAGCAAAAGGAAAGAGUAUCAUAGGUGCAGAGUCUAUACCAGACUUGGUAUCGAAACUCAAAAGCCCUCGACGUAUUAUGUUACUUGUGAAAGCUGGUGAUGCAGUUGAUAGUUUCAUCAACCAAUUAGUUCCUCAUUUGGAGGAAGGUGAUAUUAUCAUAGAUGGUGGCAAUUCAGAGUACCAAGAUAGCGAACGGAGAACGAAGAAUUUGGCUAAAAUGGGAAUACGUUUUGUUGGAGCGGGAGUAUCAGGUGGUGAAGAAGGUGCUCGUUAUGGUCCCAGUCUUAUGCCGGGUGGUAACAAGGCAGCCUGGCCUUACAUUAAAGAUAUCUUCCAGAGCAUAUCAGCCAAGGCUGAUGGCCAGCCUUGCUGUGAUUGGGUUGGAAAUGAUGGUGCUGGUCACUUUGUCAAGAUGGUGCAUAACGGUAUUGAAUAUGGAGAUAUGCAGUUGAUUGGUGAAGUUUACCAUUUAAUGUUAGCUAUUGGAAUAAGCCAAGAAGAAAUGGCCAAAACAUUUGGUGAAUGGAAUAAAGGAGAGUUGGAUUUUUUUUAAAGAACAACCUGUAAACAUUUUUAAUGAAAAUAAAUUUUGUUUUCAGGAAAAUACCUACUUCCGAAGAUUCGUGACACUGCUGGUCAAAAAGGUACUGGUAAAUGGACAGCCAUUGCAGCUCUCAACUACGGAAUACCGGUUACCCUAAUAGGUGAAGCUGUGUUCAGCCGUUGUCUUUCGGCACUCAAGAGCGAACGUCAGAUUUCAAGCAAAAUUCUUCCUGGACCAACACCAAACUUUUCCGAUGACAAAACAAAAUUCCUUGAUGAUCUCAAGCAGGCCCUUUAUGCUGCUAAAAUAGUGUCAUAUGCACAGGGGUUUAUGCUUUUGCGUGAAGCCGCGAAUGUACAUAACUGGGACCUGGAUUACGGAGCAAUUGCCCUUAUGUGGAGGGGUGGAUGUAUCAUCAGAUCGGUUUUCUUGGGGGAAAUCAAGAAGGCAUUCGACAAGGACUCUUCCUUGAAGUCAUUACUCCUCGAUCCUUUCUUUGUGGAAGCCAUAUCAAAAGCGCAGACAGGCUGGAGAAAUGUAGUAUCAACAGCUGUCAAGCUAGGUAUUCCAACUCCAGCUCUCGGAACUGCUCUGGCAUUCUACGAUGGUUAUCGUUCUGAACACCUCCCUGCAAAUUUAUUACAAGCGCAGAGAGACUAUUUUGGUGCUCACACUUACGAGCUUCUUGGACAGGAAGGUAAAUUUGUACACACAAAUUGGACUGGCAAAGGAGGAAAUGUUUCGGCUUCUACUUAUGAUGCCUAAGUUUGUUAUUAUACUUACAUAAUAUAUUGAAUAUUUUUAAUAUAAAAUUUGUUACGA